Molecule: messenger RNA, 4106 nt
Organism: Capsicum annuum
Lineage: Eukaryota; Viridiplantae; Streptophyta; Magnoliopsida; Solanales; Solanaceae
Product: putative pentatricopeptide repeat-containing protein At3g08820
Exons: 3
Coding region: 199-2034 (611 amino acids)
Biological process (GO): RNA modification
Molecular function (GO): protein binding; RNA binding
Source: RefSeq, a predicted model, not a curated record
UAUUUGUAUCACUUUAAUGAUGGUAUUAACAAGCAAUCUUAUAUUAAUUAUACUCCUUUUCGAAUCAUAUCAUAGUUCAAUUGUAUCACCCUGGUGAUGCAACUUGAUACAAUGAAUACUUGAAGCGAAUCAUAGUUGUAUUUCUCAUCGAAUACAACCUGUAUCAAUUUGUAUUCGUCCUCUCUCGUCUCUCUGCCAAUGUUUAUGGUCUUGAUGAAAAUUGUGAGCAGACAUAAUAUGCAGAGUUCAAAGUACAUAGCUCUUUCCAACCUCUUAAAGGGUCGCAUUUCCCAUAAUCACCUUCAACAAAUCCAUGCUCGAGUUUUCCGUAUUGAUGUUCACCAAGACAAUCUCAUAGCUACUCGUCUUAUUGGUCAAUACCCAUCAAAAUUUUCCCUUCGUAUACUUUUUCAUCAGUUAAAAAAACCCAACAUUUUCCCCUUUAACUCUAUUAUUAGAGUACUAAGUGAAGAAGGAAAGUUCACUAAUGCAUUCUUGGUAUUCAACAAGUUAAGAUAUCAGUUCAUUUUGCCUAAUGAAUUGACUUUUUCGUUUAUGCUCAAAGCUUGUUGUCGUUCUGGGUGUUCAUAUUAUGUUCAGCAAGUUCAUACCCUUGUUGUGAAAUUGGGAUUUAGUGAUGACCCAUUUGUGAGUAAUGGGUUGUUGAGUGUCUACGCAAGGAGAUUGGAAGAGUUAUGGUGUGCGCGUAAGGUGUUUGAUGAAAUGCCUGAGAAGGAUGUUGUUUGUUGGACUUGUUUGAUUUCUGGGUAUGCAAAGUUUGGUUUGUCUGAGGAAGGUUUGGGUUUGUUUUUGUGUAUGGUGAAGAAGAAGUUCGUCCCUGAAAAUGAUACUAUGGUCAGUGUUUUAUCUGCGUGUUCGAAGCUUGAUAUAUCGAAUAUUGAGAAAUGGGUUGGGAAUUUUUGGCAUUUAAUGGAGCAUUAUGAUUUGGGGUGUUCAGGAUGUGACUCGGUUAGUGUUGUACUUGCUUACUUGUAUGGGAAGUUGGGGAAAAUUGGUAAGAGUAGGGAAAUGUUUGAACGGAUUUCUGGCGAUGGAAAGAGAAGUGUGAUUCCUUGGAAUGUUAUGAUAGGCACGUAUGUGGGGAAUGACUCUGCUUUGGAUGGUUUAUGUGUUUUCCGGUUAAUGAUGGAGCUUAAUUGUUGUUGUCCCAAUCAUGUGACAAUGGUUAGUGUGCUUUCGGCUUGUGCUCAAGUUGGUGAUUUGUACCUUGGUUUGUGGGUUCAUGAGUACAUGAAAGGUAGUAGGCAAAAAAGCUUUUUACUUUCAAAUGCAAAUCUUGCAACUGCUUUGAUAGAUAUGUACUCUAAAUGUGGGAGUUUAGAGAGAGCAAGAGAUGUUUUUGACCAAUUGGUAGUAAAAGAUGUUGUUUCAUUCAAUGCUAUGAUUAUGGGUCUCGCAUUGAAUGGUAAAGGUAAUGAGGCAUUAAAACAUUUCUCAAAAAUGCUAGAACUCAAUUUGUGUCCAAAUGCUGGGACGUUCCUUGGUUUGCUAUGUGCCUGCAGUCACUCAGGGUUGAUAGCAAAAGGACGUCAAAUAUUUAAGGAAAUGAGCCAAUAUUUUAGAAUGGCUCCUAAAUUGGAACAUUAUGCUAGCUAUAUUGAUCUCCUUGCUCGAGUAGGUUAUGUUGAGGAAGCACUUCAAGUUGCUACCUCAAUGCCUUUUAAACCCAAUAAUUUUGUAUGGGGAGCUUUACUUGGUGGCUGCACGCUACAUAACAGAUUGGAAUUGGCCCAAAUUAUUUCCUCCAUUCUUGUUGAAAUGGACCCCAACAAUUCUGCUGGCUAUGUGAUGUUGUCCAAUACAUAUGCCAUUGAUCAUCACUGGAGUGAUAUUUUGCGGUUGAGAUUGUCUAUGAAGGAAAAGGGAGUAGUAAAGCAGCCAGGAUGUAGCUGGAUCAACAUUGAUGGAGCAGUGCAUGAAUUUCUGGCUGGGUCCUCGUUGCAUCCUCAGAAUAAAAGCCUUCAUAGUGUAUUACAGGUCUUACUGAAGGAGAUGAAGCUGACGAGUAUUUGAGUAGCACCCUCUUUCUACCAUAAGAUUUUCCGGAGUUAAACUAUGGGCUCGGUGGGAUAGAGCUCCAUUAAAGAUCUCUGUUGUUUUGAAAGCAGCAGCCAGUCCCAUGAAAUGAGCCUUUGUUUUCAACUGAUGCAUGCUGCUGCUGUGAUCCUUAGUUUUAUUGCUUGCUACAACUUUGGAGUUAUUUCUGGACAUCCAUUAGCCUUUAUUCACUUUUUAGCCGACUAAUAUCAGAAAUGAUGAUGUGAGUAACCCUCUCACUCCCUGAGUUGGGGCUGGGAAGCAUAAUCAGGGACAUCUUGGGUCGUCACCUAAUCGGUACGGAGAGAACAGUAGGCCAAAAUGGGGAGGUGGGUAUAAACGAAUCAGGAGGGUAUUUGGUGAGGCUGAUUCCAUGAACUUCAUGAACCGGCCUGGUUCCAGCAGGGCUCGGCCCAUUCAUAGUGGAUGAUGACAUCAUGGUCUGAUUUCUCAUCUUAUUACAUCUCUUAUUUCAAGCCUCGGAAACAGCCUCUGACAGAAAUGCAAGGUGAGCCUGUGUACAAUACACCCUUGUGGUGGGGCCCUUCCCCGGACCCUGCGCAUAGCGGGAGCUUUAGUGCACCGAGCUGCCCUUUUUUUGCUGUUGGGAAUCUUUUUUCUAGAAAUGUGAAAGUGAAUGAUUGAACAUAUUAUUUCUUCUGUGUUUAUGUUGUUUCAAUUUGGCCAAGAUUUUUUGAAAUAGUUGCCUUUAGGAGUGCAUUUGAAUCUGUGAAUUGCGAUUAAACUUGUUUCAUGAGUGUGCGAUUUUGUUUAUUAUUAGCUUUCUUGAUUGAGCGGGAGUAAUCAUUUAAGGUUGUUUUCCUUUUCAACAAAAUAAAAAUGGCUCAUUUGAUACUAUUGGGAGGAAAUAUUAUAUAGGUUUGAUUUGUCCUCUGUAGCUCAUCUUUGAAUUUAUCUUUGUUAUUGCCUUGUUGGUUGGGAAGUAGCAGUUCAAUGUUUGAAAGUCUACACGUCCCAUAGUAUGCAAAUUCAGGCUUUUGUCCUGUUCUUGGAUGCUUAAGACCAAAAUCUGGUCUACAGAUGUAGACGAUAAGUUUUUAUUUUUCUCUAAAAGGAAGAAAGCUGCUUCUGAAUAAGCUGAAAGUUCUAAUGAUGGUUGCACUGAUAGUGCCAACUAUUGCAGUUGUGCUUCUUCCUACAAUCUUUUUUCGUUCUCUUUUUGGUCAGUCCAAAUUUUUUAUAGUAGUGGUGUCUGGGCCAGCUUGUGCCCACCUAUUUCACCGGGUGUGUUGCAGUCAGUUCAUGUGCAUCAUCACUAAAGAAUAUAAUGUUCUAUUGUUCUGUUCACAUUCACUACUUGAAAGUAAAGUGGUCUAUUUGCUGUUGGCAUUCUGCAAAUGCUAGUAGUCUCAAGUGCAAACUUUCAGCAUCUUGUAAUAUGAUCAUUUGUCAUAUGGCAUGCUUUAAUUCAACUUAAACUUCUGAUUGUUAGAAAAGCAAACUAAGCAGGAAUUACGCAUUAACUCAAAGCUAUUGGACAUUGAGGGGAAGAACAAAUAAUGGUAUUUGUCCCCUCAUGGAAACGCAAAAUCCUUGGGGUUUUACAGACCCCAAUACUGCAAUUUAAGUUGACAUCAACAGUUGUUUUUGCAUGUUGAAGUGUUGUAUAUGGACGGGAGUUCAAGGUAGCAGAGCAAAAAGACGGAGAUAACAUAAUAUUGAGAGCCAGAGGGCCGUAUUUCUGAUCCGUAUUUUAAUUCUGGUUUGCAGAUCUUGAGGAUGGGUAAAGUGUUAAUAUUGAGAGCCAGAGGGCCGAAUUAAUUCGAAUUUGCUUCGGAAAAUCUUAUUCGGAGGGGUAAAGUAUUUACUACCAAAGAUGAUUUUAUACCCAUUACUCGAACUUUAAACCUUUGAUAAUGUUUUUUUUACAGGUAAAUGACAAUUGUUGCAAGAGCUCUCUUGCAUUAAGAGUUGUCUGGUAGCUAGUAAAGAACCAACUUAUUUAUGUAUUAAUUUUUGCAGAAAUUAUAUAACUUUGAUUAAGAAGUAAGUUAUGUAUAAAGUUAAUACGAUAUUUGAUUUUACGA